AUGUCUUAUCAGUACCCAGGAUAUUCUCCAUUUGGUCGUUCGCUUCCAGCUCAUCCUCCACCAUUCGUGGAACCACCACCAGGUGCUGUCUACCGGCCACCGGUAGUUAUCCAUAAAAAUGACCACAAUUCCGAUUGUCAGGACAAGCACAAUAAUGGUUCAAACUGCCAGGAUCGUGACCAGCAGGGACACGCCCACUUCCCCGGGAUAAAUAAUCGUAAGCACCUCUCCAUCGCCAGCAUUCCUACUGCUACCUCACACUCAACCGCUCCAAUGUCGUACUAUCCAAAUCAGUACCCAGCUGCCUAUCCAGGCUAUUCACCUUAUGGACAACACCAACCGUCACCAUAUGUUUAUCCUACACCACCACCACCAGUUGUCUAUCAACCACCGAUAAUUAUCCACGAUGACCACCAUCAUCAUCACGGCUACCAUCAUCACCACCAUGGACUUCUUCAUGAUAUUUUCCAUGGAUAUCAUCAUCAUCAUCGUCAUGGGCACCAUCAUCACUGCUGA
Molecule: messenger RNA, 516 nt
Organism: Necator americanus (New World hookworm)
Lineage: Eukaryota; Metazoa; Nematoda; Chromadorea; Rhabditida; Ancylostomatidae
Exons: 6
Coding region: 1-516 (171 amino acids)
Source: RefSeq, a predicted model, not a curated record